AUGGAUAUAUUAAUAGACAAGCGUCGAUCCCAUGACAAAACCAACGUUCAACAGUCGCUCAGCACACACAAAUUUCUUUCAAAGGAAGGAUAUUCAAGGAGCCUUUGCGACGAGUACCUAGCGCCUUUGCUUUCAACCCUAUGGGGGACAAAUAUUGGAAGGUUACUUCCACAUUUUCCUAUGACGACGCUCAUCCGCAGUUUAUGCGACCAUCAACUCUUUGGCACACCGCGAACUACGCCAGAUUUUCGGCGUAUCGACGGUGGAACAAGCCAUGUUGUUCAGACCAUGGCCAGGGGAUUCUCCCCUGAAAAUGUGCAUCUCAAUACCAGCGUCCGGGAGAUAGUCCGCGUGGGUAAAAGGCAAUAUAGCAUUUUCACGGCGGAUGGGAGAGGACUACACUUCGAUCAUAUAGUCUUCGCCGUGGACAACGACGAGAUCCUCAAGAUACUAGGUUCCAAUAUAGAUACCGAAGAGAUGGAAAUCAUCCAGGGGCUCAAAACAACCAACAAUAUCGCCGUCUUGCACUCAGACCCUUUUCUGGCACCCAACAUCCAUGGCUCUUGGCCCACCAACAACUACACCCUAGACCUCACCGAUCACCCCCAGCAUGACUUCCCGGCGUGGGCACCCCGCAAAUCCAGCCUCACAUACAACGUAAACUCCCUCCAAGAUAUCCCGACCUGUCUCUUCGAUCGGCUAUACAUCACUCUGAACCCAUUUACACCGCCACAUCCCCGCUUCGCACACAGAAUAUGGGAAUACACCGACCUCGAACUCAGCACCGUAUCUCUCCAAGCUCAAAGCCGUCUUCCUUUGAUUCAGAACAAGAGGGGAUUGAGCUACGGCUUCCGUUGGACCGGACGUGGGUUUCUCGAAGAUGCGGUUACUUCUGGUCUCGAGAUGGCUAUUGAGCAUUUAGGUGCUCAGGUACCUUUUGAGGUUCAAUACCACCCUGAUCCCAUGUGUUCUUCGAAAUCUCCAUCUAUAGAGCUAGGCUUGAAGGACCAUCUUGUUCGGACGGCACUUUGUUUGGCUCGGGUCUAUGCUCUGGUUUUCCAGAUUUCGUGGAUCUUAUUGGGGGCGCUUGGGUUCCCUGUCUCAAGAGUUGAGACUAUGUUUGAGUGGAUGUUGGGUGGGGAUAGAAUGCUUAAAUCUUAG
Messenger RNA from Aspergillus caelatus, 1161 nucleotides. RefSeq lists its product as uncharacterized. NCBI's taxonomy places the organism in Eukaryota, Fungi, Ascomycota, Eurotiomycetes, Eurotiales, Aspergillaceae. Gene Ontology annotation, molecular function: oxidoreductase activity. The transcript has 2 exons. Bases 1 to 1161 code for a protein of 386 amino acids. The record is from RefSeq and is a predicted model, not a curated record.